Messenger RNA from Nymphaea colorata (pocket water lily), 3286 nucleotides. Its product is annotated as CRM-domain containing factor CFM2, chloroplastic. Gene Ontology annotation, biological process: RNA splicing, via transesterification reactions. Gene Ontology annotation, molecular function: mRNA binding. Lineage: Eukaryota; Viridiplantae; Streptophyta; Magnoliopsida; Nymphaeales; Nymphaeaceae. The transcript is spliced from 12 exons. Bases 130 to 3135 code for a protein of 1001 amino acids. The record is from RefSeq and is a predicted model, not a curated record.
ACUGUAUCCGUCCGAUACAGCUAGCCGGAUCAGGUUAGUAUCGCCAGUUCGUAUCGUUAUUCGUCCCGCCCUUAUCCUUGCAUUCCCUCGCCUUCUCAAAAAUGAUUUCUCGCCGGAGGAAGAGUCACCAUGGCGCAGGGAGCAGCCAUGCAUCGUCAUCAUGCUCAUACCAUCAUGGCAUCUCCCCCAUUUCCUUCCUUCUCCCCAAAAACCUUACCUCAGGCCCUGAACUCCACUCCCCACCAGAAGCUGCCUUCAUCCACUGCAACACACCGACUUAAUGUUUCCACGAAGGCCGAGCUCGCCAGCAAGUCUGCCAUCCAACGCAUCACGGAAAAACUACGGAACCUCGGGUUCAUCGAUCCUGCCGCGGAACUCCCGGGCUCCCACGACGAUGACGGUGCUGGGCCUGGCCCUGGCUCACCCGGCGAGAUCUUCAUUCCUUCCCCGAAGUCGCUUCCUGUCCCCAGGAUCGGUCGUUCCCUCGAUUCGAGCUGGACCACUCCCGACCACCCUGUCCCGGAGCCCGGCUCCGGCCGGGCGUUCGACCCGGUUCGCUCGGCCAGGGGAAAGAGAGAAAGGAAGCCGCCAGCUCCCUUGCUGGCCGAAAUAAUGAUACCGGAGGCUGAAUUGAGGCGCCUUCGAACGGCUGGAAUUCGGCUGGACAAGCGGCUCAAGGUCGGGAAGGCGGGCAUCACUGAGGGGAUCGUGAACGGCAUACAUGAACGUUGGCGGCGGUCGGAAGUGGUGAAAAUCAAAUGCGAAGAUCUUUGCAGGGUCGACAUGAAGAGAACCCAAGAGAUUCUGGAGAGGAAAACUGGAGGCUUAGUGAUCUGGAAAUCUGGAAGCACUAUAAUUCUUUAUAGGGGAUCCAACUAUGUAUACCCAUACUUUGUGCAUGAUAAGGUUCCCACAGGUGAGCUUAUUCAGGAUGAAGUGACCACAAAACCUGAUAUGAGCUUUGCUAGGGAAGCCAUCAACAAGGACAAUUCAUUGCCUGAAGCUGGUGGAAAGGAUGUUGAAAGUACACCGCCAUUUAGAUUAGCUGGGUCUUCCUUAGUUCUGGGUGUUGGUUCUCCCGACAAAGUUAGGUUUCAGCUUCCUGGUGAGUUAGAAGUUGUGGAAGCUUCUGACAGGCUAUUAGAUGGGUUAGGGCCACGGUUUAAUGAUUGGUGGGGAUAUGAUCCUUUGCCUAUUGAUGCGGAUCUUUUACCUGCUCUGAUUCCUGGAUAUCGAAGACCAUUUCGGCUUCUUCCCUACGGAAUCAAACCAAAGUUAACAGAUCGUGAAAUGACCAUUCUAAGGAGACUUAGUCGGCCAUUGCCUUGCCAUUUUGCACUAGGAAGAAACAGGAAUCUUCAAGGGUUGGCGGCUGCUAUUGUUAAGCUGUGGGAAAAGUGUGAAAUUGCUAAAAUUGCAGUUAAGAGGGGAGUUCAGAAUACCAACAGCGAGUUAAUGGCUGAAGAACUUAAGCUACUGACUGGUGGAACUCUCUUAUCACGAGAUCGGGAAUUCAUUGUUUUUUACAGAGGGAAAGAUUUUUUGCCUCCUGCUGUUUCAAAUGCAAUUAAAGACCGAAGGAAGCAUAUGCUCUAUGAAGAGCACAAACUGGAAAGUGAGAAUAUUAUUUCACCUCCUCAUGGUGCUGUGGAGUCUGGAGUGAAGCAUCCUGAACUUGUUUCUUCAACUGCAGUCCUGGAUGUAAAAGGUCCAGCAGGAAGUAAACUUGAUGAUGAACAAAGAAGGCUGGACUUGGCUCGUUCAGCUAUGCGAAGGAUGGACGUCAGACUUUCUAUGGCAGUAGAGAAGAAAGAAGAGGCCGAAAGGGAACUGGUGGAACUGGAGAGUAAAAUUGAUAGUGCAGAACCUAUACUUGAUCGGGAAGCCGUAACAGAGGAAGAAAGAUACAUGUUACGAAAGCUUGGACUGAGGAUGAAGGCCUUUUGUGUUUUGGGAAGACGAGGAGUUUUUGAUGGCACAAUUGAAAAUAUGCAUCUUCAUUGGAAGUAUAGAGAGCUUGUAAAGAUAAUUUCAAAAGAUCGGUGCAUUGAAGAUGUCCAAAGAACAGCUCGAAUAUUAGAGGCAGAAAGUGGGGGGAUAUUAGUGGCUGUUGAAAGGGUGAACAAGGGAUAUGCUAUAAUUGUAUAUCGUGGGAAAAACUAUGUUCGCCCUGAUAAUCUGAGACCUCGUACCCUUUUAAGUAAAAGGCAAGCAAUGAAGCGGUCAAUAGAAGAACAACGCUACAGUUCAUUGAAGCUUCAUGUCCUAAAGCUCGGGAAAAACAUAGAGAAGAUUAAAGAUCAGAUGGCUUCUGAAAGAUAUGCUGGAUUGAUGCAUGCCUCCAAGUACGGUGAGAUAAAACCAUCCACAACUGAAGGUAAAAGUAAUUCUUCGCUGGAUAAAUCUGAAGCGUCAGCAGCCAUAGAUAAUGUGAAGGAUAACAUGUCAAGAAUGAUUGCUUCCGACAGUGAAGAUUUCUCUGAAACAGAUGGAGAGGGUGAUGCAUCUGGAAACGAAAGUGGAGAUGGGGAUUCAUCUUCACCUGAUGAUGCUAGGUUUCCAUUACAGGCCACCCUUGCAUUUGAUAAUCAGAGGCAAUUCAAUUCACAAGUCAGAGAAGACCCAUCAGAGUUGGUGCUUGGUGCUGCCUCCACACUUACAGACCCUGAAGAUAAUGAUUUGGAUGCUCGGAAUAUAUUCAGAGCUGCACCUCUUUCAAACAAAGAAAGGCUUCUCUUAAGAAGACAAGCCCUCCUCAUGAAGAAGCGGCCUGUUCUUGCCAUUGGACGAAAUAACGUUAUUACUGGUGUUGCCAAUGCGAUCCUGACACACUUCAAGAAGAAACCUCUUGCCAUUGUGAAUGUCAAAGGUAGAGCUAAGGGAACAUCAAUCCGGGAGUUAGUUUUCAAGCUUGAGCAAGCGACUGGGGCUGUAUUAGUGUCUCAAGAGCCCAACAAAGUCAUAUUAUACAGGGGUUGGGGUGCCAACGAGGAGAAGCCUGGUAGCAGAAGUAUUAAUUCAAAAGCUGCCAAGAAUGCGGGUAAUGGAGGUGCAGUUUCUCCAGAAGUUAUGGCCGCCAUCCGAUUUGAAUGUGGAUUAGCAGAUGCUGAAGACGCAGAAGGUACUCUUGAGUAGACUUUUGGUGGUGGUAUUUGAGCAAGCUCCAACAAAAUCAAUGAUGAGCAGAAGAAUCUCUCUCUCUCUCUCUCUCAUGUUGUAUCUUGUAAUAAGUAUUAUGUAAUUCUUAAUUCUUAAUUAAUAGAUUAUUAUCAUUUUCAUUCGUUUA